Messenger RNA from Perognathus longimembris pacificus (Pacific pocket mouse), 2676 nucleotides. RefSeq names its product leucine rich repeats and guanylate kinase domain containing (gene Lrguk). Gene Ontology annotation, molecular function: GMP kinase activity; protein binding. The coding region runs from base 1 to 2448 and encodes 815 amino acids. The record is from RefSeq and is a predicted model, not a curated record. Gene Ontology annotation, cellular component: cytosol. The transcript has 20 exons. NCBI's taxonomy places the organism in Eukaryota, Metazoa, Chordata, Mammalia, Rodentia, Heteromyidae.
AUGGCAGCCCCCGAGAAAGGUCCCCAGAGAUGGCAAGUGCCCUCCCCGGGGAGCGGAGCCCAGCCUCCGCACCCAGAAAAAGAGUUCCCGUCGGCUUUCCCCAUGGGCCCGAGGCCAAAAGGUAAUUUCCCCAAACCCUCGUCCUCCUACCUCCUCCACCAGCUGGUGCAGCGCUACCAGGACUCCGAGGCGGACGGAGAAGAGGAGCAGGGCGAGGGCGACUGGGAGUCCGACGAGUCCUCCGAGUCCGAAAUGCCGAAUUUGGAGGAGGAAUUCGAUGGGGUCCUGAAAGAAGAGAUGGUGGCUGAGGCACUCCACAAUUUGGGGCGCUCGGGCCCUGGGACGGAGCAGGUCUACCUCGAUCUGUGUUUAUCUGAUUAUGAUCUAGUUGACAUUAGAAUUCUGGGUAGAUACGUUCACCUACAGAAGUUGGAUCUUUCAGUGAAUAAAAUUGAAGAUUUGUCUUGUGUGAGUUGCAUGCCUUAUCUUCUAGAACUUAAUGCUUCUCAAAAUAAGCUGACUACAUUCUUCAGUUUCAAGCCACCCAAAAAUCUCAAGAAGGUGGACUUUUCCUUCAACCAAAUUUCUGAGAUGUCUGACCUGUCGGCAUACCAUGCUCUCUCUAAACUCAUUUUGGACAACAACGAAAUAGAAGAAAUCACUGGGCUGGAGAGGUGCAACAAUCUGACUCACCUCAGUUUGGCCAACAACAAGAUCUCAGUAAUUAAUGGUUUAAACGCUUUGCCAAUCAAAAUACUUUGUCUGAGCAAUAACCAGAUUGAGAAGAUCACGGGGUUGGAGAACCUGAAAACCCUGCAGAACCUGAAUCUGUCUCACAAUCAGAUAAGUAGCCUCCAGGGCUUAGAGAACCACGAUCUUCUGGAAGUGAUCGACCUGGAGGAUAACAAGGUUGCUCAACUGAGUGAAAUAGAAUACAUUGCAAAUCUUCCUAUCCUUCGAAUUCUCAAUCUUCUAAGAAAUCCAAUUCAGGAAAAGACGGAAUACUGGUUGUUCAUAAUAUUUAUGCUACUGCAACUAACAGAAUUAGAUCAGAAGAAGAUUAAAGUGGAAGAGAAGGUUGCAGCUGUGAACAAAUAUGACCCUCCCCCAGAAGUGGUGGCAGCCCGAGAUCACCUGACCCACGUUGUCAACAGUAUGAUGCAGCCACAGAGGAUCUUCGACAGCACCCUGCCCAGUCUGGAUGCCCCUUACCCCAUGUUGAUACUAGCUGGACCCCAAGCCUGUGGGAAACGAGAGCUUGCCCACCGCCUCUGCCGACAGUUCAAUACUUACUUCAGAUAUGGGGCUUGUCAUACCACGCGACCUCCAUAUUUUGGAGAAGGGGAUCGGGUUGAUUAUCAUUUCAUCUCUCAAGAGGUUUUUGAUGAAAUGCUAAACAUGGGGAAAUUCAUUCUGACAUUUAAUUAUGGUAAUCAUAGUUACGGAUUAAAUAGAGACACCGUGGAAGGUAUUGCAAGAGAUGGGUUGGCAAGCUGUAUUCAUAUGGAAAUAGAAGGUGUAAGAAGUUUGAAAUAUUCUUACUUUGAGCCACGAUAUAUCUUGGUGGUGCCCAUGAACAAGGAAAAAUAUGAGGGAUACCUGCGGAGAAAAGGAUUAUUCAGUCGUGCAGAAAUUGAAUUUGCUGUCUCCAGAGUGGACCUUUAUAUUAAAAUUAAUCACAAAUUUCCAGGAUAUUUUGAUGCCGUAAUCAAUGCAGAUGAUCUGGACGCUGCCUACCAAAAGCUGAGUCAGCUCAUCAGAGGCUACCUGGGAUUGACCGAGGAACCUGCCAACAUGUUAGCACCAACUGCAGAUGUUUUGGCACCUCAUCUGCUGUUUGACGAGUCUCUUGAUAAGCCUGCUUCUCUGGAUAUGAGUGACUUCCUGGAUUCUACAAGCAGAAACUACUUUGUUAAAUUGUGGGCCAAACUUUCAACCAAAAAAACACCGGUGGAAAGAUACUCUCUGUACAAACAGCAUGAGGCAGCUCGGCAAGCCCUCAUGGGGAAGAUACCUCGUGAUCACACGCUCCUGUUUCAAAGGGGUCCAGUACCAUCACCUACAAUCAGUAAUCAACAAUAUUUUGCAAGUUUAGAGGAGCUACGAAAAAAUUUUGAAAUGUCUGAAGAAUAUUUUAAACCUCCCUUUGGAUCAUAUCCUGAUAUGAAAACCAAGGAUUCCCAUGUAUCCAUGAAAUAUUCUACAUUGCUUUACUCCUAUCCAUGGACAAGAGAAUUUUCUUUGCAGUUUCCAGAGGGAACUAUGGUUUCAUGGCCAGAAUCAGGAGGUGAUAAUAAGGCAGAUCAAGACAUAGACGCACUACGUGGAAAAUUCUCUUCAGUGGAUAAAGUGUCUGCUCAACACAGGAAACACUCAAUUUUAGUCACGAGUCGCCCAGGUUCCAACACCAAACCCACCCUCCCUUCAAUCCCAAAGGGUCGCAGAUAGACCAGCACUUGAUAUCUGACCCUGAACAUGGAAAGUGCUCUGCUAACGUCCAGCCCCUUUCUCUUCCCUGGCCAUGGCUCUCAGAGAUUCUCACUCAGCCAACUAACUUCAAAACAAUGUUUCAGCUGCUUCAAUUCUCUCAAUUAAUUUCUAGUAUGACUUUCUGUAUGCUGUCUUUAUUUUAUCUUUUUUCUUGUAUUUGUGUGUACAUUAUUCUUGAUUCUGAAG